Clonostachys rhizophaga is the source of this 2190-nucleotide messenger RNA. NCBI's taxonomy places the organism in Eukaryota, Fungi, Ascomycota, Sordariomycetes, Hypocreales, Bionectriaceae. The record is from the annotation of a GenBank genome assembly.
AUGUCUAGUUCUAAGCCUGACGACAACGAUGACGGUGCCAUUGAGGGUACAAGGGCCUUUCCCUCUCGUCCGAAGGAAAGUAUUGUGAUUCACGAGGCAUGGGACUCGGAGUACGAGGAGAAAGCCCGCCAAAUCGCUGAAAGCGACCUUAAUCAGAGGCAGAAACAGAACUGCAAGGAUUUUAUGCUUCUUUGGGCUGCAUGGCAAAGUACUGGUGUCAUUUACGGAGACAUUGGCACAAGCCCUCUCUAUGUAUACAGUUCAACCUUCACUUCACAGCCGUCGUGGGAUGACCUAGUCGGGGCCUUGUCCAUCAUUAUUUGGUCCCCCAUCAUCAUUGUGUCCAUCAAAUAUUGUCUAAUCGUUCUUCGUGCCGAUGAUGAUGGACAGGAUGGCACAUUUGCUCUGUACUCGCUUCUUGCCCGCUAUGCCAACAUUGUCCGUCGCGAUCCGAAUGUCUCAGGAUUGGUCCGGCUCGAGCGUCAGUUGACGACAGAUUUGAAACCGUCAGCAAGGACUAUCAGGCAUUUUCUAGAACAUAGCCGCAUUACUCAAAGAGCCCUCAAGGUUCUGGGGGUGCUUGGCGUCUCCAUGGUAAUGGCUGACGGUGUACUUAUUCCAGCCCAAUCUGUGCUUGGCGCCAUUCAGCAACUCCCAACAGGUGCCAUAGUUGGCAUCUCAUGCGCUAUCCUCGUGGUCCUCUUCCUGAUUCAGCUCAUCGGCACCUCCAAAGUUGGCACGGAAUUUGCCCCAAUCGUCGUCAUCUGGCUCUUGUUCAACCUCAGCUGUGGCAUAUACAACCUAGUGCUGUAUGAUUACACUGUUCUUAAAGCCUUCAGUCCGCACUACGCGUUCAUAUACCUGAUUCGCAAUGGUCGCGCUGAGUGGGAGUCUCUGGGUGGUCUUCUUUUGGCUUUUACUGGUGUCGAAGCCCUCUUCGCAGACCUCGGUGCCUUUGGAAAGCGUGGCAUCCAACUCUCGUGGCUAUGUCUUGCUUUGCCCUGUCUGCUUCUCGCCUACAUUGAGCAGGCAGCGUAUAUCUCGAUGGAUCCCACUCAGGAGGCCUAUACCAACCCUAUUUUCAACAGCCUCCCUCCUGGAAGUCUUUAUUUCGGCCUCGUCAUUGCUGUCCUGGCUGCCAUUGUAGCGAGUCAAGCCAUGAUCACCAGCUGGUUCCAAUUACUGUCGCAGAUUAUGAGACUGGGCUAUUUCCCUCAUAUCAAAACCAUCCAUACCAGUGUGAGAUUCCAUGAACAGGUUUAUAUACCCAUGGCAAACUGGCUGUUGAUGAUUGGGACGGUUAUUGUCACUGCCGCCUACAAAAAUAACACAAGCCUGGGCAAUGCUUAUGGAGUAUCUUACGAGGGUGCUUACACCUCCUCGGCUCUUCGCAAGGUCCCGGAAGGUGCCUGGUUCACCAUUGUCUUAGCGGCCGUCCUUUCCAGCGUCUUUGUUCUUUGGCGCUGGGGGAAAGAGCACCAGUGGUCUGCGGAAGGCGACGACAGAGUCGAAACUCAGGAUUUGAUUCAACUUCCAGGCUCAUCUUCGGGCGAGUCGACAACAAGAGAGGUCGACGUUCGACUACAGAUGAAGCUGACACCCAUGUUUGGCGAAGGACUCGUGUCAACUGCCCCCGGCUUGGGGAUAUUCAUUGACAAGGUCGGCACCGGAGGAAACAUGAUUCCAAAGGUGUUUACACAAUUUAUUCGCAAGUUCAAGUCAAGGCCAGAGGUCAUCAUUUUCUUCCACAUGCGGCCACUCUCCGUCCCCUUUGUACCAAGUGGAGAACGUUUCGUCAUUACACGACCAACUUCGCAUAUUCCCUCCUCGUACCGUGUAACUCUUCGUCAUGGCUACUUGGAUGAUAUCUCGGCUCCAUCUGUUGACGAGAUAGCUCGGUUCCUACAGACCGCCGCGGCCAGCGUUGGGACUAGUUCAAACCAGCCAUCGAAUGGUCUUGAUGAAGAGCUGAGGGCACUCCAGAGGGCCCAAAAUGACCAGACUGUGUACGUGCUAGGCAAGCAAGUCAUGCGCAUCAAGCGGAUAAGUGGCAAUAUUGUACGGCGCCUAAUGAAAAAGAUCUUUCUAACCGCAUUUCUCUGGAUUCGCGAGAACUCGAGAGCGAAACUCGCCGAUCUCGAUAUGGAUUACAAUAAUCUAGUGGAGGUUGGGUUUGUGAUGGAGAUUUGA